AUGGCCAUACUUUAUGAUGACCCGGAUCGUGCCUCUUUGGCCGAUACUGCGAUUCAUGUGUUCAACCAUGAUGGGGACAUUGAGAAAGUAAGUGCAGAUCCCGGCCUAUUCACUAAGGAUAUUGACUACCAAGAACCAGUUACAGCCCUGAGCCUAAUGCAUUGCAGUACUGAGCUGAGUGGGUCAGACUUACAGUGCCGUAUUCACAUCACAAAGCCCAAGUAUGAAUACAAAUACAUUCAGGAUGGAGACCUCAUCAUUGGAGGAGUGUUCACUAUGAAUCAUGGAGUGAAAUAUAUUCCUAUUGGGCCUAUCAGAUCCAUACCCUUCUGCAUAGAUCCAUAUAUUGAAGAUUAUGAGGAAAUCCGCACCUUUCUCUUUGCCAUUGAUGAGAUCAACAAGAACCCUGAUCUGUUACCCAACAUCACUCUGGGAUAUGAUAUCAGUUAUGGCGCCACAAAUCCCAUUCUAAGAGACAAAGUGUUGUUUCCAAACUUCUUUAGUACAGGAAUCAAUGACUAUAUCCGACAUGUUGCUAUUGCCGAGCUUCUGGAACGCUUAGGAUGGACCUGGGUGAUUAUUGUGGCAGUUGCUGAUGACAGCGGAGAGAGUCAGAACCUCCAGAAUGAGAUCAUCAAACAUGGCGCCUGCGUUGAUUCCUUCAUAACUUUAACGGAAGACUCAUCCAACAACCGGAUAAAGCUUGAAAGAUUGCACUAUUACGUAAGAAACCUGCACUUUGUGGAUCCCUGGGGGAGACAAAUGGAAUAUGACAAGGAUGGAGAAGUUCCCGUGUAUUUUUUGAUUACCAACUGGAUUUAUUCUAGAGAACGGGGAAUCAUAAAAACCGACGUUGGGGAAUUCUCUUGGUCCAAGUCCCAGGGCAAUCUUGAAGUCAACAGUGAAAAAAUAACGUGGAGAAAAGCCACAAAUAAGAAGACUCUAAAAUCCCAGUGCUCGGCCAACUGCCCUCCUGGCCAGAGAAAAAUCCCCAGGAAAAGAGUGCCGCCCUGCUGUUAUGACUGUGCCCCCUGCUCAGAGGGGGAGAUCUCCAGUAUAAGUGAUACAGAAACCUGCCUAAAAUGUCCAGCUAGUCAAUGGCCUAAUAAAGAUAAAACCAUGUGCAUUGAGAAGCAAAUUGAGUUUCUCUCUUAUGCUGAUUCCCUGGGUGUUGCCUUUAUAGUCAUCACUUUCUUCCUUUUCCUGAUAGCAGCAGUUACACUGGGAAUAUUUAUAUUAUCCAGACAUACUCCAGUUGUGAAGGCCAACAAUUCCAAUCUGAGCUUUAUUCUCCUUGUCUCCAUCAAGCUGAGCUUCCUCUCUGUGUUCUUGUUUCUAGGAUGCCCUGUAGAUAUAACCUGCAUGCUCCAGCAAACCUCUUUUGGAAUCACCUUCUCCAUAGCGGUCUCUUGUGUCCUGGCCAAGACUAUCAUGGUUUGCAUUGCUUUCAAAGCCACCAAGCCAGGAAACUCAUGGAGAAAAUGGAUAGGGACCAAAAUGGCAAAAUGCAUUGUUCUCAUUGGCUCAUUCAUUCAGUUUCUUAUUUGUAUUACCUGGUUGGCCAUUUCUCCACCCUUCAUGGAACUGGACACAAUUUCUGUACAAGGAAAAAUCAUCAUUGAGUGCAACGAAGGCUCAGUAGUUGCCUUCUAUAUUGUCCUCUCCUACAUGGGAUUGUUGGCAUCUGUGAGUUUCAUUGUAGCUUUCUUGGCUCGGACAUUACCGGACAGUUUUAAUGAGGCCAAGUACAUCACUUUCAGCAUGUUGCUCUUCUGCAGUGUUUGGAUCACAAUGAUCCCGGCCUAUCUGAGCACCAAAGGCAAAUACAUGGUGGCAGUGGAGAUAUUUGCCAUAAUCUCUUCAAGCUGUGGGCUUCUCUUCUGUAUAUUUCUACCCAAAUGUUAUAUUAUUUUGUUAAAACCAGAGAUGAACUCAAAACAAUAUUUAACAGGGAACCAGAAUAAGCCAUCCAAUAAUAGCAGACAUACAUAAUUAUUGAAUAAAUGUCAACAUGCCAAUGGCAUUGGUUGGUAAAAUUCUGAAUAUUUUACAAUGUUAAAUGGGGGGAUACUGAUAAAUCAAUGUUUGAAUUUGCAUUUCUUUUUAAAAAUUCAAGGAGACACAGUUAAGUGCAGUCAAGUUUAUUUUGCCAUUAGUGAUA
This is a messenger RNA of Xenopus laevis (African clawed frog), 2161 nucleotides long. RefSeq names its product extracellular calcium-sensing receptor. NCBI's taxonomy places the organism in Eukaryota, Metazoa, Chordata, Amphibia, Anura, Pipidae. The record is from RefSeq and is a predicted model, not a curated record. The transcript has 8 exons. Bases 1 to 1992 code for a protein of 663 amino acids.